Molecule: messenger RNA, 636 nt
Organism: Babesia bigemina
Lineage: Eukaryota; Apicomplexa; Aconoidasida; Piroplasmida; Babesiidae
Exons: 4
Coding region: 1-636 (211 amino acids)
Biological process (GO): late endosome to vacuole transport via multivesicular body sorting pathway
Cellular component (GO): multivesicular body
Source: RefSeq, a predicted model, not a curated record
AUGAAAUUACACCCUAGCCAAUAUAGUUAUAUUAAAAGGGCGAAUGAGCUAGAGGAAAUAUCGCCCGCUUCAUCGUUUUACUGCCUCAACUAUGUAAUAGACAAGGUAUCCCAGGUUUACCAAGAUAACAAAAGCGAUCUUGAAGUUAAGAACACCUUGAUACAGCUUCUGGACAGGGCUGAGACGCUGAAGGAGGCCCGUGGUCCAUUCGAGCUCUCACAGUUCGUGGAAUUCGCGUCAUGCCUCUUGGAUGCAGCUGAAGCCGACAAUGACCCUCAGUCCGCUUUCAACCGAUUUUUUGUCGCUGGCAAACUGUUCGACGUCGUAGUACACUUCAGCGGCGAUUCUAAACACAAGGAGCUACGGCGAUACGCCCAGUUCAGGGCCCUUCAGGAGAAGAGGCAAAUCUCGGGAGACGAAUCAUCGACAUCGCAACAGACAAUCGAGGAAGCGUCCGAAAGCGCGGGCGUGUCAAGCGCUCAGCAUCAACAUACAAAUGCAAUCCGAGAGACAAGGUCAGAAACAGAAGAGUUGAAAGCGCCUGAGCACACGCCGGCGGCAGAGGCAUAUGACCUUCAAAUGGCAGAGAACGCGAUGAAGUCUGCGCGAUUAGCCGUUUCAGGUAGGCGCACAUAA